Molecule: messenger RNA, 1077 nt
Organism: Leptomonas pyrrhocoris
Lineage: Eukaryota; Euglenozoa; Kinetoplastea; Trypanosomatida; Trypanosomatidae
Product: putative mitochondrial paraflagellar rod component, putative (PFC19)
Exons: 1
Coding region: 124-1077 (317 amino acids)
Source: RefSeq, a predicted model, not a curated record
AGAGAACCGUUACCGUCGCCCUCGGCAAAAAAAAAAAACAAUAAACGUUCGCUUGCAUUCACACACACCCUUUUCGGGACAAAGCACUACAGUUGAAUUCAACGACAGCCUUUGAUAUACCUCAUGGACGGUCGCCUCUUCACCAUUGCGAGGGACGGUCUCCGCUGCACCUCGCUCUUCGUCGCGGGGGAUGCGCACCGGUGCAUUCUCGUUGUCGGCUCCCAAAUGGACGCCCUCCUCGCCACUCCUUACGCGCACGACCUCUUCGACGGGCUCAAGGAGAGCUGGGCGGUGGCGCAGGUGGAGCUGGGCAGCAGCCGGGUAGACUUCGGUGUGUGCGAUCACAUGUCGGAUGCGGACGACGUCAACGCCGCGCUGCACGCACUCACGACGGAGUGUAAGAUGACUGAAGUGGUGUUGUACGGCAGCGGCACAGGCGUCCAGGUGGUGCUGGAGGUGUUGGCCUCAGGGUCGCAGGCGGAGGUGGUUACGCGUGUGGUGCUGCACGGUGGCGUCGUCUCCCCGGAAAGCAGCAAGCACUUUGCCCCGGACGCAACGGAGCACCGCGUGAGUCGUGCACAGGCGUUGUUGAAGGAGAAUCGAGGGGCAGACAUGGGCGCCAUGAAGGACCUCUACGACAUCCCGGUUACCCCGGCGCGUCUGCGGUACGGGAACACCCUUACUGUGCAGGAGGCACUCUGGCAGCCGGUGCUGGAACAGAACGAGAAGGCUUACAAAGCCGCUCUUCGUGGUAUUGCGGUGCCGGCGCUUUUUCUGUUGGCCACUGAUGCGUCGUACAACGCACGCGCUGCAUCUGCCCUCCCUGCUGUGCGUAGUGUGGCCAUGAAGGCUAUUGGGCUUUCGAGCGAGGCCGUCCAUGUGGAACUGCUGCCCAACACCGUCGAUGAGCACCGUCGAGUUCUGAAAGGGGGUGGUCCGCUGGUGGUCACUGCAGUGCAGCAGUUCCUGGCUUCUGCAGAUAUGCGACGGGAACAGCGGAGGAUCGCUGCCGAGGCUAACGCGGUGGAGGCGGAACGCCAGCAUCGAUUUGACCUUGCGAAAGCGAUGUAUGCAUGA